Rotaria sp. Silwood1 is the source of this 960-nucleotide messenger RNA. The record is from the annotation of a GenBank genome assembly. NCBI's taxonomy places the organism in Eukaryota, Metazoa, Rotifera, Eurotatoria, Philodinida, Philodinidae.
AUGACAAAAGCUGUAUGGCAUUGGAAUUCGAAUUCAAAUCCAUGGUGUCCAAAACAAGAACCACAUUGGACAAAAUAUUCUGAUAUAGACAAUGAAAUUAUCGAAAAUGCUUAUCAAAAUCAUCAAAAACAUGUUGAAUUAGAUGCAUAUUUAAUUGAUCUAGAACAUAAUGUACAAAAAAAGAAAUCGAAUCACAAUAAACAAAGACCGAUAAGAAGAAUUUUAAUUGAAAAAGAUCAUAAUUUAAGGAAUGAAAGGUUUUUUAUACCACCAAAAUUAACUAAAACAUUUAGUUCUUAUAGUGCUUUUCAUUCGAAUUUUAUUCAAGAAUGGACUACAAGAAAUUUUAAUAUAAUGCAUGAUAUGAAGAAAAUAGUUCAAAAUGCAGCUGAUGGUAUUAUUCAUGAAGGUCAUUUACUUGGACAAGAUAAUCAAGCAAAAUGGUUAGGUAACACAUUACUACAAUUUAAAAAUAGUACUGAAAAAGAAAUUAAUAAAUGUUGUGUACGACUUUAUACUCAUGAAUCAUUUCUAUAUAUAUUAUUGAAUAAAACACUACGAGAAGAUGAUAUGAGUAAAGUAGAUACUCUAGGACCAUUUGCUUAUCUUUUACAUAUGAGCAGUUCAAAUUUAAAAGAACAUCUUUACCAGGGUAUUGUUUAUCGGGGAGCCAAACUUGAAACAGAUAUGAUUAAUGAUUAUAAAAAAGCUUUAAAUGAUGGCUGUAGAUCAUGGAACGGCUUUACAUCAACAAGUAGAAAUCGUCAAUAUGCCGGAAAAUUUGGAAAUGUAUUAUUUAUCAUUGAUAUUUUACAUUCUGGUACUGCAAUCGAUGUAUCAUCAUUAUCUGAAUUUUCAAAUGAAGAAGAAGUUCUUAUAAAUGCUGGAUGGAAUUUUUCUAUUAAUAGUAUAGAAUUUGAUCAUGAUGGAAAACAGAUUAUUCAUAUAAAGCAAGACUAG